Bactrocera oleae (olive fruit fly) is the source of this 3171-nucleotide messenger RNA. It is a transcript of the gene Rab6, whose product is annotated as RAS oncogene family member Rab6. Gene Ontology annotation, biological process: vesicle-mediated transport. Gene Ontology annotation, molecular function: GTP binding; GTPase activity. NCBI's taxonomy places the organism in Eukaryota, Metazoa, Arthropoda, Insecta, Diptera, Tephritidae. The record is from RefSeq and is a predicted model, not a curated record.
UUUGACAGUUUAUUAACACGACACAUGUCGGUAAAGUAGUGUAAAUCAAACGUUAUAGAAAGAUUGCUGACGGUGACUAAUGAAAAAGCGAUCCAAAAAGUGAAAAAUACACUUCAACAGACAAAAAUCUUUGAGUGUGAAAAGUUUACUAAUAGUGCAUCGAAAAUAAAAACCCAACCCAAAGCAGAGGUCAGCAGUGAGAAAAAAGAAAGCAACUACGCCAACGUCGACGAAGGCAAGUGCAAGAAGAAUAAGUAAAGGAGUGAACUAUAAGCAACAUUUUAAGAAAGGGCCAUAAAGCUUAUAUUUAAAUAAUGUCAUCCGGCGAGUUUGGCAAUCCCCUGCGCAAAUUUAAGCUUGUGUUCCUCGGCGAGCAGAGUGUCGGUAAGACUUCGCUGAUCACACGCUUCAUGUACGAUAGCUUCGACAAUACUUAUCAGGCGACAAUUGGUAUUGAUUUUCUUUCGAAAACCAUGUACCUUGAAGAUCGAACCGUACGACUGCAAUUAUGGGAUACUGCCGGCCAAGAACGCUUUCGUUCACUUAUCCCAUCAUAUAUUCGUGAUUCUACAGUAGCGGUUGUUGUCUACGAUAUAACAAAUACAAAUUCUUUCCACCAAACCUCCAAAUGGAUUGAUGACGUUCGCACGGAACGAGGUAGUGACGUCAUUAUCAUGUUAGUAGGCAACAAGACAGACUUAUCGGACAAACGACAGGUGUCCACCGAAGAGGGUGAACGCAAAGCAAAGGAGCUGAAUGUGAUGUUUAUCGAGACGAGUGCGAAGGCCGGUUAUAAUGUGAAGCAGCUAUUUAGACGUGUAGCGGCUGCGUUGCCUGGAAUGGACUCGACAGAAAAUAAACCCUCGGAAGAUAUGCAAGAGGUUGUGCUAAAAGAUUCACCAAAUGAAUCAAAGGAUCCCGAGGGUGGUUGUGCCUGCUGAAGAAUCAACGAAUGUAGUGAACGAUCUAAAAAAUAUUAAAAACAAUUAUAUAAUUAUAGCAGUCUAGAGCACUGAAUGAUAAUUUAACAGUAUGAAGAUGACGAUGUAGAAAAGUAUAAAAAGGCUUAAGAAGAGAUACACAAUUUUAUAUUUAAGUUUAUUUAUAACGUAAAUAAAACUAAAAUCGAUUAACUGAAUAAUCAAUUGAUCUUUAUGAUGGAUAGUAGGCGCAUAAAAGCAUUUAAUAUAUAUGAGUAAAUUAUAUUACAAUUAGUACUGAAACGGUCUGAAGAACAAUUGCUGAACCAAAUGCUGGAAUUGUUAAGCAUAUUUCAGCAAAGAACAAUUGGUAGUUGGUGAGAUUACUGAUAGUUCUGUGCAUACAAAGUAAAAGCAACAUUAAUACAACUAAGCAUUUGAAAAAUUGUGAAUCCUAAAAUUACAUACAUACAUAUUUAUGUAGCUUAAAAUAUUGUGGAAUGAUCAUAAAAAUGCCGGCCUACUUAAAAGCAUAAUAAGCAAAUGCACCUGACACUUAAUUAGCGUAUAAAAUUUAAGAGCCUAUACGAAAUGCAUUUGCUAACUCCAGCGUUACAAUUUUGCCGAGUGUGUAUUUUUAAAAUAAUUAUUUAAAUUUUAUUUUUCUUAUGCAUGCACAGACAUCGCUUUAUGCUAAACCAUAAAGACAAAACACACAAUUUAUAAAUUAUAAAAAUCUUUGUUUUAAUAUCUGCCCAACCUAAAUUAUACAUAAUUUCUCAAUCAGUCUGUGUACUUAUAUGUAUAUAGUCAUAUAAAAUUUGAACUUGGUUUGUGUAAACUAACCAUAAAGAGAUAAAUGAAAAAACGAAAUGAUGUGCAUAAAUGGUACGCAAAUAAUAUUUAGUUAUUAAUAAGAGUCAGCUAAAUUUGACAAGUUGUGCAAAUAGAAAGUGUAUAAAAAAGAUGAAACAUAUGAACUUUGUUAAAUUGAAAAAUAGGUAAUUUGUUUUUUAUUCGGUAUUGUUUACGCAGACUAUGGUAUAUAAUUGAAUUUAGACAUGUAGAGAAAUACAUACUUGUAUAGGCUGCUAAUUUUUUACAAUCGAUACAUGGAUAUUUCAGUUAGAUACACUUAUAUACAAUACAAUUUUAUAAACAUAACUUUUAAAACUGCUUAACAUUCCUAUUUAUUUACAUGGCAAUCUGUGUUUAUUGUUUAAUUUUUGUUGAUGUAAAACAAAACAUUCUUAUCUUUUAAUAUCCAAUUGAGUUAUUUACUUAACUUUCUUAUGGAAAAUUAAUUGAACAAUUUGACGUGACGGCUAAUUGAGUUUAAAAGAUGGUAGAACCACAAUUUACAAAAUUUAUACCAUGUACUUCUACCCGCUCAUAAAGUAUGUUUAAAUUUGAAUUUCUGAAAUAUUUAUAUAAAAUGCGCGUUGCAUUGCUUAUUGUCAAACUCGGAUUCAUGAUUUUGAUUCCUUAUUGAAAUAUCAUAAAUUCAGACACAGACCUGUUUGUAUGUAUGUUACAUUAAGUUUUGGUAAUUACUCAAUUAACUUUUUACGAUGACAUGAGGAAGUUACAAAAAUACCAAACAUUUAUUUAUCAGUACCUGCUGUUGCUAUUCAUACUUUUACUUCCUCCAGUGUGAUUAUUAUAAUUUCUGCUAACAAUAUUUAUAGUAUAAAAAUGCAUUGUAAAACAAAAUGCAUCUAUACGUAGGUUUGCUCACCGGCUACCACUGUGUGUUCAAGCAUAUGAAGAUUAGAGCAAUGUCUUGCUGAAAAAUAACAAAGUAUAUAUUGUAGUUAAUUGCAAAGCCGACAGUCACAUUCAUUUUAAAUACACAUAUUCAGACUAACACAACUAAAGAUUUAAAAUAAAAUGACAAAGUAAAAACGUGAUGAUUUAAUAAUAUUACAACAAAUUGGGUCAUCUUAUUAUCAAUGACAUGCAAAAUUUGACUAGCUUCGAAUUAAUGGCCGCCAAAAUUAAAUUUCUAAUGCAGCUUAACAUUAAAAUUAAUUAAAUUAUGAGAUUGCGAUCAGUGUAGUAAAAAGCAAAUAACACAAGCAAGCGUAAAGAAGUUUAUAUAAAAAAUUAAAAGUAAAUUAAACAUUUUAAGCAAAUUACACAUUAAGUUAAAGCAUUUGAAUGAUCAGUGGAAAUUGCACUUGCUACGUGAAAAUAUUUUUAAAGGAAUAACAUAUUGCAAUAAAGUUUUUUGAAAUAAUCCAUUAUGUAA